CAUUCAGGAGGUAAAAUUUGAAAGCUAAAUGCAAAGAAAUGUUUGCAAAUGUAGCAAAACUGUAUAGAGGGUCUGUGCGCGCGCGCGCGUGCGUGUGUGCGCGUGAGAGAGUGCGUGCGUGUGUUCUCGUCUCAUCCGUGUUGCGGGUACACACCUCAGCAACAAUCCACGAUACAGUACACGAGACAGGAGCUGUCUACGUAGAACAUAUACACACACACACACACACACGCACACGCGCGCGCGCACACAUACACGCACGCGCGCAGAGGGACAGUGAGAACCAGUUUUUUCUAGCAGUGUGAGUGUGGUGUGAGCAGACCAAAGGUGAAUCCAGUAUGAGCAUGAAGGAAGACGGACUCAUAACCAAUAUGGGAAAGUCUAAAACAAAGAGAAUGGAGAAGUCCAAACCAGAUACUGAAAGGGACUCUGGCUUCUCGGAUGCUAGUUCUGAGCAUCUGAGUGUGGUUGAGCAGACAGAUACAGAGGAUGCAGGGCAACCCGUAAUGCAAGCUGUGUCAGGCACCAGGUCCCAAACAUCUCAGCUGGCUGUAAUAGGAGGAUCUUUUCAAAGUCUGUCACCGAUGAUCAUCAUGAAUAAUGUUCUUCUUAAGCAGCCGAGUCGAGAUAACCCUCCCUCUGUAAAGUCAUGGGGCUUCAGUCCAGCUGUUGAGGUGGUUCAGCAACCCCAAGUAGUCUUCCUCCAACCAGUUAUCUCGCAAAGAACUGCUUCAGAACCAAAAGGACCACAGAGUAAACGCCGUAAGCACAAGAAGUACCUCCCCAUCUUGAAAUCCUAUCCAAAAAUUGCCCCCCACCCAGGGGACAGUAGCUGCACCAGUAGAAGCAGCAGCUCCACUAUUACUGCAUCAGUGAAAAGUUCUUCUUCGUCUUCCAGCUGUUGGGAUCCUCCUGAUAAAGACCAGCAGCAAGCUGAACAAACUAGUUCUUCUGGCUCCUUCACUCUAAACCACACUACACCAACUAGGCAGCAUCUAGAAUCACCUCAGCCCCAUACACCACUCACUGAUUCUACCACUGGCAGUUGUCCUGGUGUGAAAAAGCCCACAGCUGAAAGACUGGAGCCUGCAACAGAACCCACAGACAUUUGUGAUAAGACAUUACAGACUCGACCACAAGCUGCCUUGGAAGAUGACGUGUGCCAGAACACGGACUCCGACACCAGUGAGAAGAGGAAGCGUUUUUGCAACACCUAUAACGUUCUAAGUAAAUCAGGGCUGCUGGACAUCACACUGCGCACUAAAGAGUUAAUACGACAGAAUCGGCGUACUCAGGUCGAGCUGGAUCAACUCCGUGAGCACACGAACUUGUUUAUGGAGGCCCUACAGACAGGAGAUUUGUGUAUCUGGAGCAAACUGCAGUUGAGUAUGCAGGAGGAAAGUGAGAAGGAGAAGACUGUGAAUACUGGAUCAGAGACACAAAAUGAUCAUAUGAAAUAGACACUAAAAUCUAUAAAAGAGACUUUUGAAGCAGUUAUGCAAAUGUUACUACUCCUUUAUCCUGUUUUAUUUCAACAUGGCGGAAUGUGUCUUAAGUUUGAGAACUUCCAAGGCGUGAAAUAGUAUGGAAAAAAAGACAAACUAAAUAUAUUCAACUAUUCAUAGCGGUGUUCCCGGCAAAUUGGACAAAAGGAACAGCUGGUAGCUCACGGCUCCACGGUCUCCAGUUCAAUCCUGCUUUCUGAUGACUAUCUGUGUGGAGUUUCACACUGUUCUGGCCGUGUGUUUGAGGGUUUCCGCUGAGUUCUCUGGGCUUUUUUUUUUACCACCUCCAAAAACAUGCAGAGAGGUAGAUUGGCUUAUUAAAAAAUGGUAGGUUCUGGAACUAUCAUGACCACGAUGGUGCAGUUACUAUAGAUAAAUUAGAACUUUGGCUCAUAAUAUAUAAUAAUGAUCAACACUUCUAUAGAAACACAGCCACAGUAGUAAAGCCAAUAUGUCUAUACAAUAAUAUAAAUAUAUUGUGUUCAAAGCAUUUGUAAUGGCUUUAUCUUUUUACCUCAGUAACGUAGUUAGAUCGUGAGGUUAACAUAGUAAAGCAACAUUGUGAAUAUGCUCAUGGAUUGUUAAAUAGCAUGCAUUACAUCAAAACUAAUAAUAUGGGAAUAUGAAAAAAAGGAUGCUCAUAAAUAUACUGACAUAUCAGCAGGCUUAUCACCUUAUCACCUCAGCGAUAGUACUAAAAAGUAAUUAGUAAUCAAUCUAUUGAAUGUAUAAAAGAUCCGCUUAGUGCUGAAACAAUUCUGUCCCUGUAGCGUGGAUUUGUUUGCAGCAGUUCUCUACUGUGCUUCUUUUACCUGUGUUACCUUUGUACUAUAAUGUAGUAGCAUUAAAGGAUUUAUAAAUAUC
Silurus meridionalis is the source of this 2369-nucleotide messenger RNA. RefSeq names its product CLOCK-interacting pacemaker b (gene cipcb). Gene Ontology annotation, cellular component: nucleus. The record is from RefSeq and is a predicted model, not a curated record. The transcript is spliced from 4 exons. NCBI's taxonomy places the organism in Eukaryota, Metazoa, Chordata, Actinopteri, Siluriformes, Siluridae. The coding region runs from base 339 to 1460 and encodes 373 amino acids. Gene Ontology annotation, biological process: negative regulation of circadian rhythm; negative regulation of DNA-templated transcription.